CUUGGCAAGUUGAUGCUCGCUCUGGUGUUGUUUGGUGUCGCGGGAAACAAAACUCAUUCGUGUUCUGUCUUCGGGACUCAGUCGAACUUAAUAAGGCGCUGCUUUUAAAUCUAUAUCAGUGUGGUAUACCAUUGGCUGCACAGUACCACCAAUGGGCCUGAAGGAGUUAAUUCUCUGAUAUAUUUGUUGUCCGAUAACCCGUUUUGUGUGUUCUGACCCCGAAUCAAUCGUCGGGUGGAAGCCAGUUUGUUAGUAUUCGCCAAUUCCGCGCUGUGAUAUGAAUUGAGAAAGAAACGGAUCGUAAUCGAAGCAAAGUUGUCCAGUGUGUGUGCAAUUAAAAAACUCAUCGUGUGUACCGUAUUUCCGCGUUCAACCCACCUUUUAAAACAACGAAAAAUAUGGCCUUGAGAGUGGUCGGUUUAUUGAUUCGCCAAGAGCUAGCUGGACUUGGCGGAAACCCGACAACGCGCAUGAUCAGCACCAGCACGGUACGAUCCGCCCGUAUUUUGAAAGACUCACCAAAUGCGUACCUGAGCAAAAAUUUACUGGAUCGCUACCACAAACUGAAGUAUGAUCCCAAGUAUGUGCAGGCCACAUACGUGUGGAUUGAUGGAACUGGGGAAAAUGUUCGCUUGAAGGAUCGCGUUCUGGAUUACGUUCCCAAGAAGCCAGAGGACUGCCCAAACUGGCAGUACGAUGGUAGUUCAACCUAUCAAGCCCUGGGAGGAAACUCCGACAUGAAGUUAGUGCCGCGUGCUCUGUACAAAGAUCCGUUCAAGCCAGGAGCAAAUGAUGUGAUUGUUAUGUGUGACACUUACCAACCAGAUGGAAAGCCGACAGCGUCCAACAAACGGGCUGGAAUGCAGGCUGCGUACGAUAAAUGUCUGGAUUUGGAACCAUGGUUUGGUAUCGAGCAGGAGUACACAAUGUUGGAUAUGGACGGAAGGCCAUUGGGCUGGCCAACUGCUGGAUUUCCUGGACCACAGGGACCAUAUUACUGCGCCGCUGGUGCACAGAACGUUGUUGGUCGUGACAUUGCCGAAGCUCAUGCCAUCGCUUGUCUGUACGCAGGUGUGGACUUUGCCGGAACGAACGCCGAAGUCAUGCCAGCUCAGUGGGAAUUCCAAGUUGGACCAAAUCUUGGCAUGAAGUGUGCGGAUGAUAUUUGGGUUGCACGAUACAUCUUGUGGCGUAUUGCGGAAGAUUACGGUGUUGUUGUGACCUUUGAUCCGAAACCAAUGGAAGGCAAUUGGAACGGUGCUGGCGGUCACUGCAAUUUCUCCACCAAACCAAUGCGAGAAGAGAACGGCAUCGAGGCUAUCAAGGCUGCCAUCGAGAAACUGUCCAAACAGCACGCCAAACACAUCAAGGCGUACGAUCCCCGCGGAGGAAAGGACAACGAGCGUCGGUUGGUGGGUCGUUUGGAAACUUCCUCGAUCGAUAAAUUCAGCUGGGGUGUUGCAGACCGGGGCACAAGUGUGCGCAUUCCACGUGGCGUUGCGGACGCGAACAAGGGCUACCUCGAGGACAGACGUCCCAGCUCUAACUGUGAUCCCUACAGCGUUUGUGAAGCCAUGCUCACCACCUGUUUACUUGAGUAAUAAGCUGUCGUAUUUACCACAAACCCCCCCCCCCCUGAACCGAUGGUCCCACAAAAAUUCAAUAUCCACUAACCAAUCAUAGGUCUUGUAAGAGAAAAAAUUGUAUUCGUUUGAUAAAGUAACAAGCAUUUGUAUCAUGGUGUCAAAGCUGAAUCAUUAUUAACUAGGAAACAUGAGCCGAGAAUCGUGAACAGCAUUUUUUUCAUAUACAAAAAAACUCGUGUAAAUUAUGAUUCUUAUUUUACAAGAAAAUGUAUUUACCCACAAAUGAAUGAAGUAAUAAUAGGCGGUACAACACAAAGCGGGACGAAAACAACCGAAACAAAAGAAUUCUUAAGUUGAAACGGACAAUACUUAAGCGUGUGUAUGUAUGCAAGGGUUUGCGCGCGCGAAACGAAAAUGUUGAUGGAGCUUUGUUUUUAUUUUUCAGCGGAUAAAGACGAAAGUGUAUAUUUUAAGCAUUGUUGACUGAUGAUUUUCCCGUAUGUUUUACACAAAAAACGCUAUUAAAACAUAAUGAUGAAAGGAUGAUUAAGAAUGAAAAACGAUUUGCCAAGUCAUAGCUCAUUUAAUGUUAUAAGAGUAUAAAAUAUCGAAUUGCCGCAAACUGGAAUUCAGUCUAUAUGAAAGUGACACAUAUGAAAGAAACCAGAUAUCAAUUUUUAUGUACUAUGAAAUGUACUUUGUUACAAGUAGUUGUGUAUGACAAAAUGAAACAAAAUAGAGUAAGACAAAAAUAAACAAUAUUAAACCAAA
Molecule: messenger RNA, 2357 nt
Organism: Toxorhynchites rutilus septentrionalis
Lineage: Eukaryota; Metazoa; Arthropoda; Insecta; Diptera; Culicidae
Gene: Gs1
Product: glutamine synthetase 1, mitochondrial
Exons: 2
Coding region: 399-1601 (400 amino acids)
Cellular component (GO): cytoplasm
Molecular function (GO): glutamine synthetase activity
Source: RefSeq, a predicted model, not a curated record